Messenger RNA from Bipolaris maydis ATCC 48331, 3584 nucleotides. Its product is annotated as phospholipid methyltransferase-domain-containing protein. Gene Ontology annotation, biological process: phosphatidylcholine biosynthetic process. The record is from RefSeq and is a predicted model, not a curated record. Lineage: Eukaryota; Fungi; Ascomycota; Dothideomycetes; Pleosporales; Pleosporaceae. Gene Ontology annotation, molecular function: phosphatidylethanolamine N-methyltransferase activity; oxidoreductase activity, acting on the CH-CH group of donors.
AUCCCACGUUCAACAUUCACACGCUAGCUAGAGUUCAACACUCUGAGCCUUCUCGUUGGUCCGCAUCCAAGAAGCGAGAUUUGCGGCCACACAGAGACAAAUCGGAAUCUACAGCCGCGCCGGCGCAUUCAGCUCCAUCGCCCUGCAGUGCCGGACAGUCACUUGAACACGGCAGUUCACCCAGCACUCAAGCCUUGGCUGUCGCUGUGAUAUCAGUCAGGAGAACCCCUCACCCAUCUAGUCUCCAGGCAACCUGCUUCCUAUCCAGUUGCUCGCGCCACAGCCAAUAUGGCUGAUAUUAGCAACGGGCCCAUGGCCGACGGUAGCCAGCUGCGAGAGCGGCCAAACGCCAAACCACUACAUCUCAACAAUGCAGAGGAUGCUAAGCAAAAGGUUCUGCAGUUGAACAACGAAGAAAAUAAAAAGCACAAAGGUGACGCCAGCAAAAAGCGAACCUAUGGAAGGACUCCAGAUGGUACAGUUUUCGUUGUUCCCCAGACCCACGACAUGGUCUCACAACUUCUCUCGCCUUCACAACCUAAAAACUUGUCGGAUUUAGCAGUCCUUGGUGUGCUCGCUUCCAUGAUUUUGACCUUCUUUGUACUGCCCAAAAGCGCCCGUAUUCCCAUAUUCGCAAUAGUCUUCCUCUUCUGGCGCGCCGGCUACAAUGCAGGCAUUGGUUGGCUGCUCGACGGCCAGUCCAAGCACAACCGCCUCGUCUUGUGGGCGAAGCAGAGCCACAUCUUUGAGAAUCCCGAAACAGGCAAAAACCCACACCCGGCCCUAUACAAACUUCUCAAGCGUGAGCUAGAGAUCAAGAUCCCAGAGGAUUACAAGUUUGAAGAAGCGCCGCUUGAGUACAACACAUGGCUCGUGUUUAGACGUGUGGUAGACCUGAUUCUGAUGUGUGAUUUCGUGUCAUACUGCCUAUUCGCCGUCGCCUGCUUCAACCGACCCCAGGAGAGCUGGUUCCUGUGGGGUUUGCGAUGGACGACGGGCGUCGUCCUCUUUCUUUUCAACCUUUGGGUCAAGCUUGAUGCGCACCGAGUUGUCAAGGACUUUGCAUGGUACUGGGGUGACUUUUUCUACCUCAUUGACCAAAGCCUGACAUUCGAUGGCGUUUUCGAGAUGGCACCGCACCCCAUGUACUCGAUUGGGUAUGCCGGAUACUAUGGUAUUGCCCUAAUGACGGCAAGCUACAAAGUCCUAGCAAUCUCCAUCAUCGCCCAUGCUGCCCAAUUUGCUUUCUUGUCCAUCGUAGAGGAGCCCCAUAUUGAAGCGACGUACAACCCAGCUCCUCCCCGCCGCACGCGCCAAAUUUCUGGGGAGGCUGCUCACGAAGACCACUCCAAGAUUGGUCAAUCCGAACUCGGAUUCGGCGACACUGUCCAUGACCCUUCUAAGCAACCUGCCCCUACGCACCACAUUGUAGGACCUUUGAACACAGAUUUCCAUCGUUCCAUCGAUGUCACGGUAGUACUGCUUUCGUUCUAUAUGAUAUGCUUGGCGGUGCUGACUCCCAACACUUGGACGGUGAAAGCAUUCCUCUUCGUCAAUGCUUUCGGAUGGCGGCUAUGGUACGCAUUGGGUUUAGGCUACAUCCUGGACCGACAGUCCAAGAAGAAGAACUGGACCAAGCAUUUUAUCAAGUAUGGCGAUACCAAAGAAGAGGCCUGGCGCCAGUGGAAGUCCCUCUACCACAUGAGCAUGACCAUGAGUCACGCAAGCUUUGUCGCACUCGCCUGGAAGAUGUACAGCCUUCCUCCUGAAGGCUUGAGUGGACUUGCGCUCUUUCGCCACGUUCUUGGUGCGGCCAUGAUCGCCCUUCAGUUGUGGGUUGCUAUGAGCAUCUACGAAUCGCUUGGAGAAUUUGGAUGGUUCUGUGGCGACUUCUUCUUCGACCCGCCUUCGAAAUCGCUUACUUACAGUGGCAUCUACCGCUUCCUAAACAAUCCAGAGCGGGUUCUUGGGCUCGCCGGUGUCUGGGGUGUAGCCAUCAUAACAUGGAGCCCUGCAGUCUUCUAUCUCGCUACAACAGCCCACGUUCUAAACCUCGCGUUCCUGCAAUUCGUAGAGAAACCACAUGUGAUCAAGUUGUACGGCCGCAAUCUCCGCGAAAUGUCAGGUGUCAGCAAGACUGUGCGUCAAGCGUUGCCUGACCCAGUCCGCCAGUGGCAGUCGGCAGCCGACCGGUACAUCAACUCGAUUAUGGAAAAGAUUGAAAAAUUCUUGGACGAUACAAGACCAAAGAUUGCGGCUAAAUUCAGUACAUUUGCCCAGGGCGUGACGGGCCUCUUCAACAUCUCUCCGAGGCGGAUGACUAUCAGAGGGGCUUCACAAGACAUGUCUGGUUUGGACCCCAAGCAAUACAAGCUAGAGGUUGAAGGAACCUUGUUACCGGCGACUGUUGAAAAGCAGAGGAAUGGCGGCCGCGAAGGCGAGCUUGCCAGGAUUCCGGCGGUACGGACGAAUGACUUCAAGACACUGGCACUGGAAUACGGUGCGCCCAUCAAGGUUCGUUGGCAGGCGCCUCUCAAUCACAGCAAGAGGGACUGGAUUGGUCUAUACAUGGUUGCCGACAAUCAGUCUCGCGAGGUUACACACAUUAGCUCGAAUGGACGAUGGGUUGCCACCAACAGGGACAUGUUUGACUCUGUUCGUGCCGAUGAUGGCAUACUAGUCUCGGACAAGCUACAAGCUGCAAACGCUGCUGAUGAAGAAGAAGCAUCCGACUGCUACACUGGCGAAGUCGAGUUCCGCGGAGACAAGCUUUGGUGGACCACUGGUGUGUUUGAGUUUAGGUAUCAUCACGACGGUGGACACCACGUCAUGGCACUCUCGCAGGCCUUUGAGAUUCAGAUUCCAAAGUUUGACGAGGAAGACGUGGAGGUGGACGAGAAUGGAACGACGCAUCGGGCCGUGGAAGCGGCGCUUCUUCCCAUUAUCCAGAACUGCUUUGACCGCGACCCAGAGAUUGCGCCUUCGACGCCCGAGGAGCCUUUUGGCAGCCGGGUCGAGCGCCAUGGUAAAUUUGCUAAGCGCGUGGUGUUUGCGGUACACCAGAUGUUCGGUAUCGAGUUCGCACCUGAGGUUGUACAAGCGGAUGGCACAGUUAGGAACCUUGCCUGGCGCAUCUGCAAUGCGAAGAAAGUCUUGGCCCCUUACAGCAUGACUGCCACUCACGGCAGAAACACACCAACAUGAGAAGUAGUAGGGUGGUGAGAAUGGCGCUGCAGUGUAACGAUGGGCUUGGCCCGAUUUCUUUGUUAUCUCUGUGGCAAUGAUGUAUUUUUUUGGAGGAGAGAGGUGCUUGGUUGGGAAAAAGGAUGGGCAGAAAACGUCAUGGGAAAUGUACGAUACUUGAUCGUUCUGGAUGUGUCUGACUUGUCAUGAUGGGUUAGAAAACGGAAUGCAUUGAAGCAACGAUUUAGUUCUUGAAAGCAUUUGCAGCGGGGUUGAGGGUGUGUGUGUGCGUGUUGGUAUGCCGGUAGGUAAGAAAUGCUACCUCAGAGAGGAUUGGAUGCGCACACACACGAAUUUCUUUAAACCAGAAAUAGAAUAGAAAGAGCUUUUUGUCAUCCUAG